This is a messenger RNA of Drosophila mauritiana, 1517 nucleotides long. RefSeq names its product E3 ubiquitin-protein ligase NRDP1 (gene elgi). The transcript is spliced from 5 exons. Gene Ontology annotation, molecular function: ubiquitin protein ligase activity. Bases 119 to 1066 code for a protein of 315 amino acids. NCBI's taxonomy places the organism in Eukaryota, Metazoa, Arthropoda, Insecta, Diptera, Drosophilidae. Gene Ontology annotation, biological process: protein K63-linked ubiquitination; regulation of canonical NF-kappaB signal transduction; positive regulation of JNK cascade. Gene Ontology annotation, cellular component: plasma membrane signaling receptor complex. The record is from RefSeq and is a predicted model, not a curated record.
CUCAUUCACACUACACAACACUGCACUGACUGAACCGAAAAAAACAGAUUUUGCAAUCCGCAGAAAAGAAUUAUUAAUAGUAUUUUUAUGCGGAUGGCCAGCGUGCUGAGGACCUAGGAUGGGCUACGAUGUGAAUCGCUUUCAGGGGGAGGUGGACGAGGAGCUUACUUGCCCCAUCUGCUCCGGAGUGCUGGAAGAUCCGCUGCAGGCCGUGAUGUGCGAGCACGCCUUCUGCCGCGGAUGCAUUAACGAGUGGCUAACCCGCCAGCCCACUUGUCCGGUGGAUCGCAAUGCCCUGACCACUGCCAACUUGCGGGCAGUGCCUCGCAUAUUGCGCAACCUACUGUCCAGACUGUCAAUUACCUGUGACAAUGCGCCUUAUGGCUGCACGGCUGUUCUCAAGCUAGACGCCUACAAUUCCCAUCUGGAAGAAUGCAUUCACAACCCGAAGCGACCAUUCCCCUGCGAGAAGGGUUGCGGCUUUGACAUACCCAAGGAUGAGCUAAAGGACCACAACUGCGUGCGGGAGCUGCGCACUUUAAUUGUCAAGCAGACGGAAAAGAUGGGUGAGCUCAAAUCGGAGCUCACCGACCAGCAGCUGACUAUCAACGAACUGAAGCGCGAGCUUCAGCUAUUCAAGGACUUUAUGCGUGCCAUGCGCGUCUCCAAUCCUGCGAUGCGGGCCAUAGCCGACCAGAUGGAGCGCGACGAGGUGAUCCGCUGGAGCAGCACACUGCCCCGGGCCAGGGUUACGCGCUGGGGGGGAAUGAUCUCUACGCCCGACGAUGCACUGCAGCUCAUGAUCAAGCGCGCUUUGUCCGAGUCGGGCUGUCCGCCACACAUCCUGGAUAGUCUUAUGGAGUUCUGCCACGAGCGACGUUGGCCCCGUGGACUCAGUUCGCUGGAGACACGUCAAACCAAUCGUAGGAUAUACGACAACUAUGUGUGUCGACGCAUUCCAGGCAAGCAAGCUGUGCUCGUUUUGAGCUGCGACAACCUCCACAUGACUGAGGACGUCAUGAUCGAUCCAGGUUUGGUCAUGAUCUUCGCCCACGGCAUCGAGUAGGCCCUCAGCCGCUGAUUAACCACUUAUCCUAGGUUAAAUGCUAACUAUAUCGAACAGUGCUCAGUUUUGUUGAUUCCUUAACGUAAGAGUAAGAUUUAAAAACAAUAUUGUAAGGAAAAACUCGCAAAACAAACCAUUCAAGCGCCUCAUGACGACUUUCAAGUUGUACAAAAAAUAUAUAUUACUUUCGGUUCAUUGUGUUUUAUCCAUUUAGUUAGUACGCAAAUUCGUAUACAUCAUUAAUUCGUUCGCAUAUUACAUGUUUGAUUAAGCGAUCUCAACAAAUGCCCCUUUGUUAUCGUUCACUUCAUUCUCAUUUUGAUGGAAGGCAGCUGUGAAUGUCCUGAUUCGCGUUUAAAUUCGUAUUGCACAACUUACUUAAAUUUCUGAAAUAUUUGUCAAUACUUUUAGAUUAAAUGUGAAACAAGUAAUAAACACUUUAUUUAACUAA